CCCUAACAAGGGUUUAAUUUGGGGCUUGGGUCUAUUGAUUGGACUACUAUGGAUGGUCCUCAUUCUGGUCCACCCCUAGUAAUCGUCGACGGACCACCGCACACUGCCGCGCAUCUCAGGCGGUGACGCUAUGUUGCGCUUCUUACAAUGCCCUCACUCUCUCCUCCGCCUACAAUCCUUGCACCCACAUUCAGAAAAAUCCACAAAACUAAAUCAUCCAGCAAAGGCCUCAGGUAUCCUUGCGUGAUACAAAAUUUCCUUGAUUUAGCAUCCCGAGGACAAAUUAAGGAAGCCGUUGAUUCUUUGCCUCACUUAGCUCGCAAAGGCUUUCGAUUAAACUCGAAAAGCAUUGCCUUUCUUUUGAAACAGUGUACAAAGUUGAAAUCCAUUAAAGAAGGCAAAUGGGUCCACCUUCAUUUGAAAUUAACGGGUUCAAAGCACCCCAGUACUUUCUUAUCCAACCACAUGAUAGAUAUGUAUGCCAAAUGUGGUGAUCAUGUAAAGGCCCGUCUAGUGUUUGAUAAAAUGAGUACGAGAAAUUUGUAUUCUUGGAACAAUAUGCUUUCUGGGUACGCAAAGUUGGGGAUGGUGAAGCCUGCAUUGAGGUUGUUUUAUAAAAUGCCUGAAAGAGAUGUUGUGAGUUGGAAUACGAUGGUGAUGGCAUACGUGAAGAGCGGGUGGUUUGAUGAGGCUUUAAGGUUUUAUAAAAUGUUGAGGAGGUUGGAUAUUGGGUUUAAUGAGUAUAGUUUUGCUGGGGUUGUGACGGUGUCUGUUAAGUUGAGGGAGUUGUGGCUUGCCAUGCAGGUGCAUUGUGAAGUUUUGAUUGUUGGAUUUUUGUCGAAUGUGGUUCUUUCAAGUUCUAUCGUCGAUGCAUAUGCAAAAUGCGGCCAGUUGGGGGAUGCUAGGAAGUUGUUUGAUGAGAUGGUGAAGAGGGAUGUUCUUGCUUGGACCACUCUGGUUUCCGGUUACACUCAAUGCGGGGAUAUGAAAUCAGCUCGGGAAAUUUUUGACGCGAUGCCAGAAAAGAAUCCCAUUUCGUGGACUGCUUUGAUUUCAGGGUAUGCCAAAAAUGGGAUGGGACUUGAAGCCCUCAAGUUAUUAACAAAGAUGAUUAUGCUUGGUGUUGAACCUGAUCAAUUUACUUUCAGCAGUUGCUUGUUUACUUGUGCUAACUUAAUGUCACUCGAGCAUGGUAGGCAAAUUCAUUCUCAUUUGACAAUGAAAGGUACUAGACCAAAUAUAGUAGUUUUGAGCGCCCUCAUCAUCAUGUACUCAAAAUGUGGAAGUCUAGAAGAAGGAAAGAGAGUUUUUGAUACUGUGAAAAACAAGCAGAAUGUUGUGUUGUGGAACACAAUGAUAACUUCAUUAGCACAACAUGGAUGUGGUGAACAAGCAAUAAAGAUGUUUACUGACAUGGUGAAUCUGGGCGUGAAACCAGACAGGGUCACCUUUCUUGUCCUUCUCAAUGCAUGUAGUCAUUCUGGGCUAGUGCAAGAGGGACUUAGUUUUUUCGACUCCAUGGCAUCUUGUUAUGAUACUAUUCCCGAUCAAGAGCAUUACGCGUGCUUAAUUGAUCUAUUGGGUCGAGCAGGAAUGUUUGAUGAGGUGAUGAAUCAACUCAAGAAAAUGCCAUGUCAACCUGAUGAUCGUAUUUGGAAUGCAUUGCUGGGUGUCUGUAGGAUUCAUGGUAACAUAGAGUUGGGUAAAAUUGCAGCUAAGCAUCUUAUUGAAUGCGAGCCUCAAUCCCCUGCAGCCUAUCUAUUGCUUUCAAGUAUAUAUGCUGCACUUGGGAGGUGGGAAUCUGCGGAGGAAGUGAGAAAGCUAAUGAAUGAGAGGCAAGUGAAUAAGGACCAAGCCGUUAGUUGGUUAGAGAUUGAGCAGAAAUUGCACUUAGAUUAUCGACCAAUUGGGUUACAUCCUUCGAAAAAUGAGUCAUACUCUGUCUUGGAACUGUUAGCCGAUCAAAACUUGUUAAAUAACACGAGAAGUUAAAAUCUUUUUCAAAUUCUGUUGGCUAGAUAAGUGUGAAUGUGACAGAAAACCCCUCAUAGCUUGUAUUUGUCUUUGUUUAUCCUAGAGAACCAUUUUGUAUUUGAUUAAAUAAACCUUUUCAGACCGUAUUACACAUGGAAAAACAUUUUGAAUACAGUUCUUCUGAAAUUUUAUGAAUAGGCGAAACUGCUGAAAUUGGUCUUGA
Molecule: messenger RNA, 2197 nt
Organism: Olea europaea var. sylvestris
Lineage: Eukaryota; Viridiplantae; Streptophyta; Magnoliopsida; Lamiales; Oleaceae
Product: pentatricopeptide repeat-containing protein At2g21090
Exons: 1
Coding region: 148-1992 (614 amino acids)
Biological process (GO): RNA modification
Molecular function (GO): protein binding; RNA binding
Source: RefSeq, a predicted model, not a curated record